AUGGCUCGUCCAAAUUGGAGUUUACCUUCCGCCUCUGCCUCUUAUUUUUCGUCUCACAGAGGGGAUUCAGGAGCUGCCUCCUCCUCCACCGCCGCCGCCGCCGCAGCUUCGUCUUCCGGUUCUUCUUCGCAGGUUCGCGAGGAAGAGGAGGAGCGAGAUCGCGAGUACAACCGGCAGCUUCAUUUUCAUAAUCCCGAGCUAGAGAAUCACCACAUUGGCGGCCUUCUUUCUUAUGGAGAAAACUUACCUGCUUUUGAUAACUCACCAACAGUGAUUAGAGAUGAAACGUGGUCUUGCAUCAUUGUUGUUUUAACCUUUUGGUUCUUCGUUUCUGUGACUUUGAUCAUGGGGGUUUACGGGUCAGUGAAUAUACAAUUGGGUCCAAAUUGUUCUCUACUUAUUCAACCCAAUCCUCUUUUUGUUCAGAGUGUAAAGGUGGAGGAGAUAGAUGAUUCCAAGCCAGGGCUCAAUCUCUAUGGAUUAUAUAAAUCUCCAGAUCUUGAUGUAGUGAGCACCUGGUCUGAAACUUACACUGCCACCGUUCAAGCUGAUUCUCAUAUGGAGUGGAUUCAUUAUCUGAACAGGGGAUCUCAAGUUAAUAUUUCAUAUAAUGUGAACUCAACUAGCUCCUCUGUUUUCCUUGUAAUUGCUCAAGGGAGUGAUGGCCUUUCUCGAUGGCUUGAGGACCCGACAUAUCCUAACACGACUUUAUCAUGGAACAUUGUUGACGGGAGUGGUAUGAUUGAGCUGGCCAUAUAUGGAUCUGCAAGUUAUUAUGUUGCACUGGGUAAUCUGAACUCAGAGGACAUUGAGGUGGAACUAAACCUCACAGUCAGGGCUUGUAUUUAUAGUACGACUGAAGCUUACUACAGGUGUACCUUCGCUGAUGGUGUGUGUAGCUUGGGUAUCUUAUUUCCUCAAGGAAAUUCAAUUGUCUUGACUUCUCCUGGUCCAGAACAGCAUUCAGCUGCAAAUGACUGGUCUGUCAGAUUGUCAUAUGGUCCAAGGUGGAUUACGUAUAUUGUUGGCAUUGGUGGAAUGACCGCAAUCAUGUUGGUUGCCUUAAACUUCUUAAACAAGCUUCAAUUUACUAGCGGAGAUGAAGCGAGUGUUCAUUAUGGGGAGUUCGCUUCUGCCCGAACCCCUCUGCUUUCACGCAAAGCCGAUGAUAUCUCAAGUUGUGGAUCAUCUUAUGAUUCCAUCUCAAGUGAUGAGGCAGAUCUUGAAGACUUUCUGGCAGGUUCUCUUGAAGCCAUAUCCAUAGGAGAUGGUGAAAAUAGUAACAAUACCCGGCGACUUUGUGCAAUUUGCUUCGAUGCUCCAAGGGAAUGCUUCUUCCUUCCGUGUGGGCACUGUGUGGCUUGCUUUGCAUGUGGAACUAGAUUAGCAGAGGCUCGUGGAACUUGCCCCAUUUGCCGUAGGAACAUGAGAAAAGUGAGGAAGAUUUUCACAGUGUAAUGAAUAUGAAACAUUUGAACAGCCCGCUUCAGUGAGUUGCAGGGCAGUAGGUGUAUCUUGAUGGGCCAUUACAUCUUAUUCUGAUGUAUUCCCUUAUGGCCGUAGAUUCUGAGGAGGGGAGGGAUGAACCAAUGAGACAUGCAUUUUGUUUUCCCAUAGUGCCAGUGGCCUUGAUUUUCCUUGGAAUCAGCCAUUUUAGGCAUCUGAUUAGAAGAAACAAGUAACUGUUUUCUUUUA
Hibiscus syriacus is the source of this 1695-nucleotide messenger RNA. RefSeq names its product E3 ubiquitin-protein ligase APD2-like. NCBI's taxonomy places the organism in Eukaryota, Viridiplantae, Streptophyta, Magnoliopsida, Malvales, Malvaceae. The coding region runs from base 1 to 1458 and encodes 485 amino acids. The record is from RefSeq and is a predicted model, not a curated record. The transcript is spliced from 10 exons.